Molecule: messenger RNA, 2865 nt
Organism: Oncorhynchus kisutch (coho salmon)
Lineage: Eukaryota; Metazoa; Chordata; Actinopteri; Salmoniformes; Salmonidae
Product: transcription factor Sox-7
Exons: 2
Coding region: 321-1664 (447 amino acids)
Biological process (GO): cell differentiation; positive regulation of transcription by RNA polymerase II
Cellular component (GO): nucleus
Molecular function (GO): RNA polymerase II cis-regulatory region sequence-specific DNA binding; DNA-binding transcription activator activity, RNA polymerase II-specific
Source: RefSeq, a predicted model, not a curated record
UUGCCUCCCGACCGCAAAGCAAACACUGAAUCACAACCUCAUAGGAGGAGAUCAGAAACCACAGAUACACACCGUGCCUCUCAUAACCAAAAGUGGCAUCCAGUCUAGCUUAGACUUCUAGUUUAGACUUCUAGCCUACAGCUCAACCAAUUUAGUCAGUUGAUGAGUCAGUUCGCUACAAACCAAUUCUUUAUUCUUAAAAAAAAGUGAUACAUAUCUUAUGGAACGUAUUUCUUAAGGCGCAUCCCAUUGUAAUAGAGUCUAGUAAAUUGAGAGCAAGUGAAGUUUUGUUGAGAGAGGAGAGAGCGCAGAGAGCGAGGAUGGCUGCACUGAUCAGCGCGUACUCGUCUUGGCCGGAGAGCUUUGAGUGCUCGGCGGGAGAUGGAGACGUGCCCGACGGACAUGGCUCACACAGAACUCGCGUGGACAAGGCGUCGGAGCCGCGCAUCAGGCGGCCCAUGAAUGCGUUCAUGGUCUGGGCCAAAGAUGAGAGGAAGCGCCUGGCUGUCCAAAACCCAGACCUGCACAACGCAGAGCUCAGUAAAAUGCUAGGCAAGUCGUGGAAGGCGCUGACCCCCUCUCAGAAGCGUCCCUACGUGGAGGAAGCCGAGAGGCUGCGGGUGCAGCACAUGCAGGACUACCCCAACUAUAAGUACCGGCCUCGCCGGAAGAAGCAGCUAAAACGCAUCUGUAAACGCGUGGACCCCGGCUUCCUGCUGGGCAGCCUGGCGGGCCCCGACCAGAAUGCCUUGUCCGACCCCCGGGGCCUCUGCCACCCCUUGGGUUUGGAUAAGGACGGGGAUGGGGUUAGUGGUGGUGAUGGAGGUGUUGGGUUCUCGACCCUCUCUUCCCGCAGCCCAGGGCCUCUACCUGGGGUUAGAUCCUUCAGAGACGUACCGUCCAGCUCCAGCUCCAACAGCUUCGACACCUAUCCCUACGGCCUCCCCACCCCGCCUGAGAUGUCCCCUCUGGAUCACGACCACCCCUCCUACUACCCUUCCUCCUCUUCCUCCUCCUCAUCCGUCUCUUCCCCCGAGGAGCGCCACCAGCACCGUCAGGGUCAGACCCCCGGAGGUGGAGGUGGGGGUCCCAUGUGUCUCAGUCCUUCAUCCUACCACCCUGACUACACCCCCACUCAGACUUCCAUUCACUGUGGUGGCUCCCACUCCCACCUGACCCAUCUCUCCCACUUGUCCCAGACCCAGUCCGGAGGCCUCAUCCCUGGGCAUCCUCUGACCUACUACAACCCAUCCUCCUGGUCCUCCCAGCUCCAGGUCCACCCGGGCCUCAAUCACCCUCACUUAAGGCACCUUUCCCCAGGUCACCACCAACAGCACCACUUGGGUCAGCUAUCCCCUCCUCCCGAGCAGAACCACAGUCAUCUGGAGACUUUGGACCAGCUGAGUCAGGUAGAGCUUCUAGGGGAGGUCGACCGCGAUGAGUUCGACCAGUACCUGAACUCGACGGUGGCCGGCGCUGCAGCAGCAGGGGUGGGGGUGUUCCGUUCCGAACAGGAAGGAGGAACGAUGAUGGUGACCGGUCACAUCCAGGUGACAUCGGCCUCAGCUCCGUCUUCUGAGAGCAGCGUCGUCGGGGAAUCCAGCCUGAUCUCUGUGCUGGCGGACGCCACGGCAGCAUACUACAACAACUACGGCAUCUCUUAGACAGGACGGGUUGUCGAGUUACCUGGUCGCCAUGCCUACGCCCGCCGCUCUCGUCGUCACACCUGGAACUGACCAGGGGACAUAUGUCUCAAGCGUUUUAGAGUAGGAGUGCAGAUCUAGGAUCAAGUCCCCCCCCCCCGGUCCAUGUAAUCUGAUUCAUUAUGAUCUAGGAUCAGGUCCCCUCCUCUCCAUGUAAUCUGAUUCAUUAUGAUCUAGGAUCUGUCCCCUCCUCUCCAUGUAAUCUGAUUCAUUAUGAUCUAGGAUCACGUCCCCCCCCCGGUCGAUGUAACUUGAUCCAUUAUGAUCUAGGAUCAGCCCCCCCCUCUCUCUCUCUCUAGGCCCCAAACAGGGGAGAGAGAGAUACAGAGAGAAAAAGAUACAAAGAGAGAGAGCGAGAGAGAGAGAGAGAGAGAGAGAGAGAGGUACCUCAGGGAUGCUCACAUCGAGCACUCGUUUGUCACUUCUAUCUGUCUAUUUCCAAAACAGAAUAACAAUCGGGACAGUUUGAGUCGUUGAGGUAAAAUGUCUUAACGUGUUGCCAGUAAGGCUCAGGAGCUCUCAUCUCUUAUCGAAGUACUUUGAUGUUUCACCUAAAUACUUUAUUAUAAUAUUAUUAUUAUUAUGAAUUAUUUCUGUUUUGAAUGUUUAUAAUUUGUUACCCAACAAUUAGUUGGGGAGUUUUUACCUCAGUAGUUGAGUAGAAAAUGAGGAUUAGAUGGAUUCAAUUCUCCUGGACAAAUGGUACCCUGUUCCCUAAAUAAUGCACUACGUUUACCCAGGAACCAUUGGGCUCUAGUCAAAAGUAUUGCACUAUAAAGAGGAAUAGGGUGCCAUUUUGGGACGCUCCCACAGUGUAUCAUGAAGAAAAAUACUUGAUAUACUUUUUUAUUUUGACGUACUUCAUGUAUAAUCAUAAUCUUUACAAUGAAAAUAGCAGUGAUGAUAACUAUUUACUGUAUGCUGAUUUAUGGUUUGUGAAAUUGAAUAAUUUAAAAUAAAAGUUCCACUUUUAUAUAAAAAUAUUUGCAACUUGGAUAUAACCACACGCCGACAUGCACAGACUAACAUCAAAAUAUUUUUUAUCGUUUUGGUAUAAUACUGCAUAAUACUCAAAUAUACAGUACCAGUCAACAGUUUGGACACAUCGACUCAUUCCAGGGUUGUUCUUUAUUUUUUACUCUUUUCUACAUUGUAAAAAUAA